This is a messenger RNA of Rotaria sordida, 336 nucleotides long. The record is from the annotation of a GenBank genome assembly. Lineage: Eukaryota; Metazoa; Rotifera; Eurotatoria; Philodinida; Philodinidae.
AUGAUUGUUUAUGGUCAUAAUAUAUAUAUUAUUGAUUAUAAUAGUGCUAUGAAACCCGAGAUUCUCAGUUAUUAUCAAGGAUAUUUAUCAACUACUUCAAAGAAAAAAAAUCGUAGUACUUUAUCAAUUGAUUAUUUACAUAAAACUACUAAAUGUACAUUAGAGAACGAAGCUAAAGGUGAGGAUGUGAGUGAAUUCAUUACAAGAUUUAAUCAAUUAAACGCACAAAUUAAACGUGUUGAACAAAAAAUUGAAGAUGUUGAUAAAAGAGUUAAUAAAAAAGUUGAUCAACUUCCUCAAAAAAUUGAUAAUAAUCAUGAAACAAAUGCAACAUAA